This is a messenger RNA of Cantharellus anzutake, 812 nucleotides long. RefSeq lists its product as uncharacterized. Lineage: Eukaryota; Fungi; Basidiomycota; Agaricomycetes; Cantharellales; Hydnaceae. The record is from RefSeq and is a predicted model, not a curated record. Bases 205 to 723 code for a protein of 172 amino acids. The transcript has 2 exons.
GUUGCUGCCCGCAAGAACCAUAUUCGAAGUCGCGAUGCCCUAGGAUGUGCAGUUGGUUCCGAGUGGGGCCAAAAAAUAAAAACAGCGACAUCAACAGCGUAUAUUGUUCAAGCUCGCAAGCCCGCUAACACUUGAAAGCUGGCAACAAGAUUAUCCCUAUGUAUCAACUUUCAGUGAGCAGGGACGAAGGAGAAAAGUACUGUAAUGCGUCGACUGGAAGUUGACGUUCUUGACUGUUGUGCCACUUCCAUGAUUUCCUUGUGCACAACAACAUGUUACGGCGGCUGUGUGACAGCGACAGCGAUCGCGAGAGUUGAAAAUUUUUUCGCUGACGCGAUAAACAACUCCCAGGUCAGGCUAGCGAGUCGCUCUCGACUUCCCAUCUCCUUAGCAACCAGGAUUUCUUUUGGAGUGGUUCACUGCCACUGGCCCAGGCUCAUCAGUACUAGUCUUCAGGCUCAGGCGAUACUGAGUGGCCCUUCAGGGGCGCAAGCAGUCUAUUUAUUCCGAGUUACCGUUCAACCGUCGCGCAGUGGGGGGCCUCCACCUUUGUCCCUCUGUGCCUCCCCCUACGUUCCAUUAUGUCGCAUCCCCCCCGACAGAUCAUCCCCCAGGUCUGGCACCCCUCUUGUCCUUCUAGUGGAGUAUUCGACGCUAGGACGUUUUUCGAUCACCCACCUUUCGAAGCUGCGGGAGAGUGGACGAUGGCCAGGGUGGACCUAGUACGUCAACGCUUACGGGUGCCAGACCAAAUUUAGGGAACGAGUCGCUAUUUCCUAAUGCCUCAGAAACGCCGACCCGCUUCUGAGGUC